AUGUUAAAUAACGAAGAGGACACGCAACAGCAAUUGACUCACACCCUUCUACCCGCCCUAAUGGCCAACUGGUUCAGCAUGAUUCUACGACAUGGAGUGAUGCUAUCUGGACUCACAGUGACAAUUUACCGUCUUCAAAACCAGAAUCUGAGUCCUGGAGAGCAGGGAAGAAGGGUGAUGGAGCUGGUGGCAUGUCUGGCAGCCGGAAUCCUGCCUCUGUGGACACCCCCCAAGAUUUCCGCUGCCCAAUUGCAUCUCUUUCAGGUCUCUCCUUACAUAUUUACAGCAGCCAUUCUUCUGGCGUCUACAUUACUACUGGGUGUCUGUCAGUGUUGGCUACUGUCGGUACAUCCUGCGGCUUUUGUGCUGGUUCUACUUCUCAACUCGUUUCUCGUCAACGAAAUCAAGUGGUCCGAGGCGUUUUUUGCUUCCAAUUGGCUGCCUGAGUCCCAGUACUAUGAGACGAUCGAAAAGAGCAAACAGCUAACCAUUUUAUCGACCCUCAUCUCUUCUGGUCUCGUGGCGCUUUUCAAAACAGCUUGGUUCUAUCUUGUUCUUUUUGCAGCGGUUCUGUACGUCUCUUACAUGAUGGCGUUUGUAGUGGAUGCCCGACUGGAGAACCAAACCAAGUACAAGCAGAUGCUGGAGGAGAGCGAGGAUUUCGCACCGCUGCAGGAGUGGAAUGACGACCAUUCGAGCGGGGUAUACGCGGUAAUCAGGGAGAGAAACUGGGCAGCCUGGGGUGUCUACUACUUCUUCCAAUACCUAUAA
Yarrowia lipolytica CLIB122 is the source of this 771-nucleotide messenger RNA. RefSeq lists its product as uncharacterized. NCBI's taxonomy places the organism in Eukaryota, Fungi, Ascomycota, Dipodascomycetes, Dipodascales. The record is from RefSeq and is a predicted model, not a curated record.